AUGGUAUUGCUCAAGUCAUGCUUUUCAUUGGAGCCAUUAUUCUGUCGAUUCUUUUAUCUUUUUGGGACUUUUGUCUAUCGUUAUCGUUGGCCAAUGGUAGUUAUUCCACCUUUACUUUCGGCUUGUUUUUCUGUUGGAUUUAUUUGGGUUUUUGAUUUGCGUGUAGAUGAUCCAGCAUAUGUCUUCACACCGAGAGAUGCCAGAUGGAAGCGUGAACUUGGAACAUUUUCAAGACUUUGGCCUUUAGAUGAAAAUAAAUUUAUUGCUGGAAAAUCAUUUGAAACAAAGCGUUUUGUCAAUAUUCUUUGUAAGGCUAAAGAUGGAGGAAAUGUUUUACAACCUGAAAUUUUGGAUGAAAUUGAUUUACUUAAUCGUUUUAUCUCAGAAAAUAUAACUGUUCCAACAAUGGAUGGACGUUUUCAACUUAGCUAUCAGGAUCUUUGUCUUGGUUAUGAUUGGAAAUGUUCAGCAAAUGAACACAUUGAAAUGUUUAGACAAAUGACACAAGUUGGGCGUGUUAUUGAAUUGACAUACCCAAAAGGAGGAAAUAAAGAUACACCUGCAUAUUUGGGUACAGCAAUAGGUGAUAUAAAAUUAAAUAAAACUGAUGGGACUGUUCAAGCUGCAAAAAUUAUUCAGAUGUUCUUUUUUCUGAAACAAGAACCAGCAAAUGUUCGAAAAUAUUCUACAGAUUUUGAAUAUGCUGUCGAACGUUUUUUGUUACAUGGAUUUGAAUCACCUUUAAUUGAUAUUUCUUUUGCUCAUUAUCAAUCUAUUGAGGAUGGUUUGGAUGAAAAUGCUCGCAGAUUUUUUCCAAAUUUUGUUACUAGCGUUAUUGCCCUCACAAUAUUUUGUAUUGCUUGUGCUUUUACUUUUCGCGUUCAUAAUGAAAAUAAACAAAAAAUAUCAAUUGAUUGGAUUCGUUCAAAACCUCUUGUAGCGUGUGCUGGUUUAUUAACAACACUUUUUGCAUUAAUUUCUUCAUUUGGAUUACUUUUACUUCUAGGAAUUCCAUAUAAUGUUAUAAAUACAAUUAUACCAUUUUUAAUAAUUGCUGUUGGUGUUGAUGAUAUGUUUGUAUUAAAUGCUUGUUGGUCAGCAACAGCAAAGAAAAAAACUUUAACUGUUAGUGAAAGAACAGCACAAAUGAUGAGAGAUGGAGGUGUAGCUGUUUCUAUUACAAAUAUAACAGAUAUUUUAGCUUUUUUGGUUGGUUGUGUUACAGAAUUACCCGGAAUUGAAUUAUUUUGUAUUUAUGCAUUUCUUUCUUUAACCUUUUUUACGGGUUUUAUGGCAAUAAUGGGAGAAGCAGAAGAACAACAACGUCAUUGUAUUUUUCUUUACAAAAUUAAAGAUGAUUACAAUGGGAAUUUUAAUAAUAAACAAAAAAUAGAAAAAUUGGAAGAUGUAAAAGAAAAUGGAAAUAAUUCGGCUGCUCUUUCUUCUAAUGAAGGAAAAAUGAGUAAUGGAAAGAUUGAUAGUACAAAACCUUGUUUUAUUCAAAAUAUUCGAAUAGAACCAACUAGACAACAAUUAAAUAAAACAACAAUAAAAGCAUUGCAACAACAGCAAAAUAAAAAUUUUAAAAAUUGUGAAAAUUUUUCUUCUUUUUUUACUUCAACUUCAACUUGUAAUUCUACAUCAUCAUCAAAUUUUUCACAUCAUUUUUUUACAAAAUAUUUUGCUCCAUUUUUAUUAAAUAAUUCAAUACGUUUAUUAAUUUUUUUAUUAUUUAUUUGUUAUAUUUGUUUGGCAAUUAUUGGAUGUUUAAAUUUUAGAGAAGGUUUGGAACCUAGUCAUUUAGUUACUUCUGAUCAUUAUGUUGGAAAAUAUUUUGAAAAUAUGAAAAUUUUUUGGAAAAUGGGAGCACAAUUACACGUUGCGGUAUUAAAUCCACCAAAUUUUACGGAUCCUUUACAAAGAGAACAACUUAUGAGAACAGUUGAAGCAUUUGAAAAUACACCAUAUACAAUGGGAAGAGAGGGAACAGUUUUCUUUUUCUUGGAAUUUUUAAAUUAUUUGGAACAAUUAAAUGCUGAAGCUGAAAAUACUGAAAGAAUUUGGAAUCAUAAAUUACGUUCAUGGCUCAAAUUUACUGGUGCUAGUAAUCAAUGGGAAUCUGAUAUUGUUUUUAAUCGUUCAAAUAAUGAAAUAAGUGCCUUUAGAUUUCAGAUAGCAAUGAAAAAUAUUGUAGAACCAAAUCAACAUAAAUUAUCAACAAAAUUACUUAGAGAAAUUGCUGAUAGUCAACAACCAUUUAAUUUAGAAAUUUAUCAUGAAAUGUUUCCAUUUGCUGACCAAUAUUUAAUUAUUUUACCUUCAACAUUAAGAAAUGUUUUUAUUUCACUUUUAUGUAUGACUGCUGUAGCUUUGUUACUUAUUCCAAGUUUACCUUCAGCAAUUUUAAUUAUUCUUUCAAUUAUUUCUAUUGCUACUGGUGUUUUUGGUUAUAUGACAUUUUGGGGUGUUAAUUUGGAUGCUGUUUCAAUGAUCUCGAUAAUUAUGUCAAUUGGAUUUGCUGUAGAUUUAUCAGCUCAUAUUGUUUAUGCUUUUGUCAGUGCACAAGGGAAGGAAUCUAAAGAAAGAGUUAUUUGUGCACUUGGACAUAUUGGUUGGCCGAUAUUUCAGGGUGCUGCUUCAACAAUUACAGGCAUUUCAGUCCUUUACACUGUUGAUGCUUAUAUUAUUUUGACAUUUUUUAAAACAAUUUGGUUAACAAUGGUAUUAGGAAUGGUUCAUGGGUUAAUAUUCAUUCCUGUUUUGCUCAGCAUUUUGCCACUUGGUUUCUUUCAAAUUCCACAACAACAAAUAGAAUCCCAAACAACAAGUUUAGAAAUUAAAAAUGAUUUUUAAAAAAGAUUUUUUGUUUUACUUUUUUCAAUAAUUAAUUUUAAAAACGGGUUUUAUUUCUCGUUCUACUUAAUAUUAACUUUAAUUAUUUAUUGGAAUAUAAUUUAAGUUUUUUUUAAAUUUUUUUUAUAAAUUUUUGUGGAACAUACGAAUCUUAACAAAUGUUUUUUUCAUUUUAUACUUUUCAAUUUUUAAAAAUCUUUUCUGUGCUCAACGUUUUGAAACAAUUGUACAUUGGGCGUUUUGUUCUGGACGUU
Meloidogyne enterolobii is the source of this 3107-nucleotide messenger RNA. Lineage: Eukaryota; Metazoa; Nematoda; Chromadorea; Rhabditida; Meloidogynidae. The record is from the annotation of a GenBank genome assembly.